AUGCCCACCCUACUAGCCGCCUACCUCCCGCGCCUCACCGCCUCCCACCACCCUCCCUCGUCUCGCCGCCCUCCUGCCUCCCCUCCCUCCUCCCGCUCCUCCCCGUCCUCCCCUACCGCCACCUCUCCCCGCUGCUCCUCUCCUUCCUCCCGCUCGACCCGCUCCGCCACCUCCACCGCCACCUCCUCGGCAUCAAUCUCACCUCGACCCCGCUCGCCGACGCCGCGCUCUCCGCCUACUCCCGCCUCCGCCUGCCCGCACCUCGCCGCGCAGCUCCUCCACUCCCUCCGCCGCCGCGGCCACGCCCGCCCCUCCCUCCAGGCCGCAAACGCCGUCCUCUCCGCGCUCGCGCGCAGCCUCUCCACCUCGCCGCAGGCCUCCCUCGACGCCUUCCGCUCCCUCGUCGCGCUCCGCCUCCACCCCAACCACUACACCUUCAACCUCCUCGUCCACACCCACUGCUCCAAGGGCACCCUCGCCGACGCCCUCGCCACGCUCUCCACCAUGCAGGGCUUCGGCCUCUCCCCCGACGCCGUCACCUACAACACGCUCCUCCACGCGCACUGCCGCAAGGGCAUGCUCGGCGAGGCCAGGGCGCUCCUCGCCAGAAUGAAGAAAGAUGGGAUCGCGCCCACACAACCAACCUACAAUACCCUCGUGUCGGCUUACGCGAGGCUCGGGUGGAUCAAGCAGGCCACCAAGGUCGUGGAGGCCAUGACAGCCAACGGCUUUGAGCCUGACCUGUGGACGUACAAUGUGCUCACCGCUGGGUUGUGCCAGGCGGGGAAGGUGGACGAGGCGUUUAAGCUCAAGCAUGAGAUGGAGCGGCUUGGAACUUUGUUCCCAGAUGUUGUGACCUACAAUACACUCGCUGAUGCGUGCUUCAAGUUUCGGUGCUCGUCUGAUGCACUAAAGCUGCUUGAGGAAAUGCGUGACAAGGGGGUGAAGGCGACUUUGGUCACGCAUAACAUUGUUAUCAAGGGCCUUUGCAAGGAUGGAGAGUUGGAGGAGGCGCUGGGGUCUCUGAAGAAGAUGGCAGAAGAUGGUUUAGCGCCAGACGUGAUCACGUACAAUACGUUGAUUGAUGCACAUUGUAAGGCCGGCAAUGCUGCCAAAGCAUAUCAACUAAUGGAUGAGAUGGUAGGGAGGGGACUCAAAUUGGACACCUUCACACUCAAUACUGUGUUGUACAACCUAUGCAAGGAGAAGCGUUACGAAGAAGCUCAGGUGCUGUUGCAGUCUCCAGCGCAAAGGGGUUUCGUGCCUGAUGAAGUCAGCUAUGGCACAGUGAUGGCAGCCUACUUCAAGGAGUAUAAUCCUGAGCCUGCUCUGCAUCUGUGGGAUGCCAUGAUUGACAGGAAGUUGACGCCAAGCAUUUCAACUUACAACACAUUGAUCAAGGGGCUCAGCAGAAUGGGGAGGUUGAAAGAGGCGAUGGACAAGCUGAAUGAGCUCAUGGAGAAGGGGUUGGUGCCGGAUGAAACCACAUAUAAUAUCAUCAUCCAUGCCUACUGCAAGGAAGGGGACUUGGAGAAUGCCUUCCAGUUCCACAACAAGAUGGUGGAAAAUUCCUUUAAACCGGAUGUUGUUACCUGCAACACUUUGAUGAAUGGACUGUGUCAGCAGGGAAAGCUUGACAAAGCAUUGAAGCUCUUUCAGUCAUGGGUAGAGAAAGGGAAGAAGGUUGAUGUUAUCACAUACAACACACUAAUUCAAGCUAUGUGCAAAGAUGGGGAUGUUGAUACUGCGUUACAGUUUUUUUCUGAUAUGGAGGUCCGGGAAUUGCAGCCCGAUGCAUUUACUUACAAUGUAGUGUUAUCUGCACUAUCUGAGGCAGGGAGACUAGAAGAAGCGCAGAAUAUGCUGGAUAAGUUAGCUGAGAGUGGAAAAUUGUCUCAAAGCUUUUCUUCUCCCCUAUUGAAGCCUCCUUCUCUGGAUAAAACAGAGUCAGUGAAGGAUCUCCAGGUUAAAACUGAGGACGAAACUGGUGGAAAUCCGCAAGAUAGUAUUCUGGAGGACUACACGAAACGCCUAAAUGAGCUAUGCACCGGUGGGCAAUUGAAAGAAGCUAAGGCUAUUUUGGAUGAGAUGUUGCAAAAGGGAAUGUCUGUUGACAGUUCAACAUAUAUAUCUUUGAUGGAAGGGCUUAUCAAGAGACAGAAAAGGCUAACACAUGCAGCUGGGUAGUACAGACUGUUGAUUUUUGCUGCUUUAUGAUAUGAGUUAGUCAUAACUCUGACAAACUUGAGCUCUUUAUAUCGAUGAGCAUGAUGUACAUAAAAGGGGUAGGUAUGUGAUCUGUGUCUUUCCUAAUUUCACCAUUAGAAUUGUUUCAAUUUCAAUAC
Lolium rigidum is the source of this 2345-nucleotide messenger RNA. Its product is annotated as pentatricopeptide repeat-containing protein At2g16880-like. The coding region runs from base 1 to 2187 and encodes 728 amino acids. The transcript has 2 exons. Gene Ontology annotation, molecular function: protein binding. The record is from RefSeq and is a predicted model, not a curated record. Lineage: Eukaryota; Viridiplantae; Streptophyta; Magnoliopsida; Poales; Poaceae.